AUGAGCAUUCAAAGUAUAACAGCAAAAGGUGGUAAAAAGACUGCUGUUGCCGUAAGCACGUGCAGUAAUUCGGGACAAUUCGAAGUAGUCGUCAAUAAAAGGCCCCUUCACCUGUGCAACCCACAGAUGAUCCUCCCAAAGAUCAUGGAGCUAUUCUCCAUACUCGACAGGAAGUACUACGAAGGCCUUUCCUUCAGCGUAAGUGUCCGGGGAGGAGGAGAUGUAGCUAAAUUAUACGCUGUAAGACAGGCAAUAGCCAAGUCUCUGAUUGCGUACUACGGAAAGUUCGUAGAUGAGCAGCUUAGAGCCGACCUGAAAGAUGUGAUAACAAAGUACGAUAGAUACAUGGUUGUAACUGACUCCAGAAGAAAAGAGCCAAAGAAGGCAGGAGGACCAGGAGCACGUGCAAGAUACCAGAAGUCCUUCCGAUAG
Messenger RNA from Nematocida major, 432 nucleotides. RefSeq names its product small subunit ribosomal protein S16e. The record is from RefSeq and is a predicted model, not a curated record. Gene Ontology annotation, cellular component: cytosolic small ribosomal subunit; ribosome. Gene Ontology annotation, molecular function: structural constituent of ribosome; RNA binding. Gene Ontology annotation, biological process: maturation of SSU-rRNA from tricistronic rRNA transcript (SSU-rRNA, 5.8S rRNA, LSU-rRNA); translation. NCBI's taxonomy places the organism in Eukaryota, Fungi, Microsporidia. The transcript has a single exon. Bases 1 to 432 code for a protein of 143 amino acids.